Molecule: messenger RNA, 2240 nt
Organism: Mesocricetus auratus (golden hamster)
Lineage: Eukaryota; Metazoa; Chordata; Mammalia; Rodentia; Cricetidae
Product: tripartite motif-containing protein 30A
Exons: 8
Coding region: 265-1755 (496 amino acids)
Molecular function (GO): protein binding; zinc ion binding
Source: RefSeq, a predicted model, not a curated record
UCUUUCUCAGUUCCAGCCCUCAAAGUCUUAACUUUCUCGCUUCUCUUCUGGCUCACCAGAAUUUUUUUAAGGACCGAAUUCUCAGUGUGGCCUCCAUUUACUCCUCUACACACAGUCGGGAUCUCUUGGUUGGCAUCAGAAGGUGUGAGAGCAAAUUUAGAGGGCAGAGUCUGGAGGAAUUUAGAAGAAAACUCUCAGUACUCUGGAACCUGAGCAGUGUGUCCGUAGUCAAGACAGACAGACGGACCCAGGGUCACAGCAACAAUGGCCUCAUCAGUCCUGGUGAUGAUCAAGGAGGAGGUGACCUGUCCUAUCUGCCUGGAGCUCCUGAAGGAACCUGUGAGUGCCGAUUGUGACCACAGCUUCUGCAGAGCCUGCAUCACACUGAACUAUGAGGCUAGCAAAGUCAAAGAAGGGGAGGGCAUCUGCCCUGUGUGCCGAGUUACUUACCUGUUUGGGAAUCUGAGACCUAAUCGACAUGUGGCCAAUGUAGUGGAGAGACUCAAUGAGUUCAAGUCCAGCCCAGAGGAGGAGCAGAAGGUCAACGUCUGUGCACGACAUGGAGAGAAACUCCAGCUCUUCUGUGAGAAUGACAUGAUGACCAUCUGCUGGCUUUGUGAGAGAUCUCAGGAUCACCGUGGUCACCAAACAGCUCUCAUUGAAGAGGUGACCUAUAAGUAUGAGGGGAAGCUCCAGGCAGCUCUGCAGACACAGAUGGCAAAUGAGAAAAGAUGUGAUGAAUGGGAAGAUUAUCUUCAAAAGGAGAAAACAUACUGGGAGACCCAAAUACAGAGUGAUGUAGAAAAUGUUCAGAUGAAGUUUAAAGGACUGCAGGAAUUCCUGGACUCCAAGGAGAAGAGUGAGCUGCAGAAGCUGAUGCAGGAGAAGGAAGGCAUCAUGAACAGCCUGGCAGAGUCUCAAACUGAGCUGGAGAAGCAGAGGGAGGCAGUGAGAGACCUCAUCUCAGAUGUGGAGCAUCAGUUGCAGUGCUCAACCAUUGAAAUGCUGCAGGCUGUGAAUUCUGUCCUAACAAGGAGUCAGACCUUAAGAGUGAAACUACCCAAAAUGAUCCCAAGAAAACAGAGAAGGAUCUUCCAAGCUCCAGAUGUAAAAGGCAUGCUGCAAGAGCUUCAAGGACAAAUGGAUGCCCAGCGCUACUGGGUUCAUGUGACCCUGCGUCAAGUGCGUAAUAAACAUGUUGCCAUUAACAUGGAAAAAAGACAAAUUCAACGUCAAUACAGAUAUACAAGUUCUUUGCAAGAUUAUAAAACCUCUGAUUUAGGUGUCCUUGGAAUUCCAGCUAUGCAGUCAGGGAAACAUUACUGGGAAGUAGACGUGUCUGGGUGUGAUGCCUGGAUCCUUGGAUUAAAUGAUGGAAGAUGUGCUCAAGCCCAACUUCAUUCAAUAAAUCAAAUGGGCAGCAUGUAUAAUUCUCACGAUAAACAACAUGAAAAUUAUCAACCUAAAUGUGGCUACUGGGUUAUAGGGAUGAGGAAUAGGUUCGUAUAUAAUGCCUUUGUAGAGUGUUCUGUCACCCGCAAUGCCAGUGUCUUGGUCCUCUCUCUGACUCGUCCUCCCAGUCGUGUUGGAGUUUUCCUGGACAGAGAAGCUUGUACUCUCUCUUUUUAUGAUGUUUCCAACCACGGAGCUCUCAUCUAUAAAUUCUAUGAACCUUUCUUCCCUGAUACAGUUCAUCCAUAUUUUAAUCCUAUGGAAUCAUUGAAGCCAAUGACAGUCUGUGGACCACCAUCCUAAACUGUCACUUAUCUGCACAGUGCCCCCUUGUCUGGUAUAUUUCAUAUGCCUUAGCUCUAUGGAAUCAUUAUAACUUUUUUUCUAUCUUUGGGUACAGGGAACCAUGGAGUUGCCUUGGCCCAGCUGCUUUGAGAAGCAUGUGUCAUAGGUUUCUCAGUUAGAGUCCAUGGCUCCUGGAGUUCAAUGUGACAACCAGUUCCUAAGAGACCAAUGCACUCCCUCAGGCAGUGAAGUGUUCAGGCAAUUUUAGGCUUCUCUUCAUGUUCCCUUAGUAGUCAAGGAAGCAUGAAAGCUUGACCGGACAAUUAGUCUUAGACAUUAAUUUUGUGUACCCUGUAUGAUAUUCAACCUUCAUUGUUUCCUGGCAACUGCCACUGUAUUGAUGCUGGAAAUUACCAUCAUAUUCUGUUUCUGAUAAAGGUAUAAAAAGUCUGAUUGUGCUCAAUAAAAUUGUCACAGCUUCAAUCUUGCUGUGGCCCCUCCAA